This is a messenger RNA of Penicillium nucicola, 1341 nucleotides long. RefSeq lists its product as uncharacterized. The record is from RefSeq and is a predicted model, not a curated record. NCBI's taxonomy places the organism in Eukaryota, Fungi, Ascomycota, Eurotiomycetes, Eurotiales, Aspergillaceae. The coding region runs from base 1 to 1341 and encodes 446 amino acids. The transcript is spliced from 2 exons. Gene Ontology annotation, molecular function: transferase activity, transferring alkyl or aryl (other than methyl) groups. Gene Ontology annotation, biological process: alkaloid metabolic process.
AUGACCGUCAGUGCAGUUGAGCAAUCGUGUCCGCCACCGGUCACGACCAAAGGUUCAUCACUGAAGUCUGGUCAAUCUUCCUUUGAAACUUUGAAUCGCUACUCCUCGUUCUCCGAUGAGCAGCAAAAGAUAUGGUGGGAGAAGACCGGACCACUCCUAGGGAAAGUCCUAGCCUCGGCUGGGUAUGACCUCCCUCGCCAACUCGAAGCCCUCACCUUUUACUCCCAAAUUCUGCUUCCGCUUCUCGGUCCUUUCUCUCAAAGUUACCGCAGCGCGAUAACAAGAAGUGGCCUCCCUGUUGAGUUCAGUGUGAACUAUCAGCAACGAGGAAACACUAAGCCUGUCGUCCGGAUUGGCUUUGAGCCCGUCGCACAGGCUUCUGGCACACCAGACGAUCUAUACAAUCAAAUACCGAUCACGGUAAUGAUCAGUCGGCUGAAGCAACUCAACAUUCCCGGAUUUGACGACGAAUUAUUCCAGCAUUUCCUUCUGACUCACACCGUUGAUGCCGAUGAGAAAGUCAUUUUGAGCGGUAACAAGAUGGAAGGCAGUAGCCUGACCUCCCAGGCAGCGUUCGGGUUUGAUCUGAAGCCGGAUAAUAUCUCCAUUAAGGGAUACACCUUUCCAGCACUAAAGUGCCACGCCAGGGGCGCCGGAUUUGGGGCAACCAUCGCCGAGUCCAUCACGCAGCUCGAGCCACGCAUCGGCCACUUUGGGUCCUUUGAUAUGGUAAACGCCUACCUCGAAGAAACAGACGGCUACAGUCAGUUUGCCUUCUGGUCCUUUGACUGCGUGGCGGCCUCAAAGUCACGACUUAAGUUGUACAGUGCACACAACAAUGUUGUCUGGGACAAGAUUGAGGAGAUCUGGACGUUGGGUGGACGGGCUAAUUCUCCAACCGUACAGAAAGGUUUGGAGUAUCUGCAAGAUCUGUGGAAGCUCACAAAGGUGUCAGAAGGGCAUCGUGCCUUUACUGGCGGCUUUGACGACGGGCAAGACUCAACGCCCACUCCCAUGGUUUGGAAUUACGAGAUGAAAGCCGGCGAAUCAGCACCAUUGACCAAAUUCUACUUCCCGGUUCAUGGAGAGAAUGACGAAAAUGUGGUGCGAGGGCUUGCGCAAUUUCUGAUCAAGAUUGGUUUGGCCGAGUAUGGGGAUAAUUAUGAGGAGAUUGUCCGAGACUACUUUCCCAAACGCGAUAUUGCGAAAACAGCCCGAUUAACUUCGUGGAUUUCGUUUGCCUACACUGAAAAGACAGGUGUAUAUCUUAGUGUCUACUACCAUUCUUCUGAUGAUUAUCCAUGGACUGAGGAAGAAGAAGAAGAGACAAACAAGCAGUAG